UGCCGCCCGCCUCCUCCUCCUCCUGCUCUCCUCCCGCCGGCGGGUCGCUGGUGGCGCAGCUCGCCGGCUAGAGCAGCCCCAGCGGCAUCUCCUUCUCCUCCUCCUCCUCCUCCAGCCAGGCUACGCUUCACCUGUAGGCGGCGAGGCUCCUCCAGUCUCCGGAGCCGGGCGAGGCGCCAGCGAGCGGCUCCCUCCCGCGCGCCUGGAAGCAGGGCUGGGGGCUCGUCGAGGCGCAGCAGCCCCGGAGGCUCCGAUCCCUGCCCGGCGCAAAGGACGACUUGGCCAACUUCGCCACCCGCGGAGGACGGAGCAAGCAGGGGCUGAAGCCAGGCGGAGGGGAAGGCUGAAGUCCCCGCCGCCGAUUAUUCCUCCUCCUCCUCCUCUUCCUCCUCCUCGCCAGGCAGUGCCAGCCGCCGCGUCCUCUAGCCUUGCAGCAGGGAAGGGAGGCGAUCGCCGCGGCGGCGGCGGCGGCGGCGGAGGAGGAGAUGGAGACGCUGCUGCUGCUGCUGCUGCCGCCGCCGCCGCCGCCACUCCUGCCUGCUUCGCCCGGGUCUGGGGCUCGCUUAGCCGGCGCAACCAGGGAGCAGCUCCGCGCCGGGGCCGCCCGCUCCAGCUCCAGCUAAGCUGCCUCUCCGCCGGGACGACGGCGCAGCCCGAGGGAUCCCCGCGCUCUGUCUGCCCGUCCGCCCUCCGCCAGGCUGCCAUGCGGGCACCAAGCUCUGCCGCCCGGCCGGGGCAACUUCUCCGGGACUCCCACGACCCCCGACGGGACUCUACGCUCAGCCCCGCGCCGGCCCGGGAGUCUCCCCGGCGGAGCAACGCCCGGGCGCGGAUAAAGUUAAACUUCUGCUGCGGAAACCGAAGAGGAGGAGGAGGAGGCGGCGGUGGCAUCUUCUCCUCGCCCUCCCGCUUCCCUCGCCGCUGCCCGGGCUGGUGGGCGUUGCUCUGGGUCCAGCUCCACGUGUGGCGCGCUCUGGCGCAAGAUGAUGUAGCUCCCUAUUUCAAGACGGAACCCAGUUUGCCUCAGACGCACCUGGAAGGAAACCGCCUUAUUCUUACCUGCUUGGCAGAAGGAAGCUGGCCUUUGGAAUAUAAGUGGCUGCAUAACGACAUGGAAAUCACAGAGUUCUCCAGGGAAUAUAGAUACGUCAUUCCUUCCUUGAAAAAAUCGGAUGGAGGUUUUUAUCAGUGCGUUGUGAGGAACAGAAUGGGGGCUCUCUUGCAAAGAAAAUCGGAGGUUCAGGUGGCAUACAUGGGAAGUUUCCGGGAUGAGAACCAGCGGAAAACCGUCCCUGAAGGACAAGCUGCUGUCCUAAACGUCCCCCACAUCCCCAGUUACCCCAAACCGCAAGUGACGUGGUUCAGAGAUGGGCACAAGAUUAUACCGAGCAGCAGAAUAACCAUCACCUUAGAGAACCAGUUGGUCAUUCUUGCAACCUUGCCAUCGGAUGCCGGGAACUACUAUGUCCAAGCGGUGAAUGAAAAGAACGGAGAGAACAAGACGAGUCCAUUGAUUUGCUUGAACGUGACAGGUGCUGAUGCCUCAACCAACACCGUGACUCCUGUGAUCGUAAUCCCUCCGCGCAACUCAAGCGUAACCAGCGGGAGUAAUGAAGCUAUCCUGGAGUGUCUGGCCAAUGGCAGGCCCAUUGAGAAAAUAAGUAUCACCUGGAAGAGGAAUGGGAAAAUCCUCAGUGGGGUCGGCAGGACGGGCCGACGUCUGGCGAUCGCAAACCCAACUUCAGCUGACCUGGGAAUGUACGUCUGUGAGGCACAACUGAGCGACAGCCCCCUCGAGCCCGAAAGAGCGAACACCUUCCUGUCUAUCCUGGAGCCACCGUAUUUUACCGCUGAACCAAACAACCGGAUUUUGCUAGAAGUAGAGAAGACAGCGAGCAUCCCAUGCCAAGCCACAGGCAUCCCACGGCCUAUCCUAGCUUGGUAUAAGGACGCUGUCCCCAUCAGCCAACGAGUCCAUCCUCGUUACACGGUGCUACUCAACGGGACUCUUCAGAUCCAGAGAGCGCAGCCAGAAGAUUCCGGAAUCUUUCAAUGUUUUGCAAGGAACGAGGUUGGCGAGAUAGAAAGCCAUGCCUACCUUGAGGUCACCAAUGUUGCGCCCACCUUCUCCUGGCCCCCGGCAGACGCUACCAUCACCGAAGGGAUGAGCGCCGUGUUAAGAUGUGAAGUUUCUGGAGCCCCAAAGCCCGCCGUUGCAUGGAAAAGGGGGAAUCAGAUUCUGGCCAGUGGCUCCAUUCAGCUCCCCAGGUUCCAUCUCCUUGAGUCUGGAGGUCUUCAGAUCAGCCCUGUCUUUCUCGGAGAUGCUGGCGUCUACACCUGUUGCGCGGUCAACUCCGAAGGCGCGCUGAACGCCUCUUCUUCUCUCACCGUAUGGAACCGCACUUUUAUCGCCCGCCCUCCAGAGGAUAGCACGGUUAUUAAGGGAACAACAGCCAUGCUUCAGUGUGAAGCUGCUCAUGAUCCAAGGAUUUCCAUCAGGUACACUUGGAAGAAGGAUACUGUGAUCAUCAAUCCAUCCAGCAGCUCCCGAAUCACCAUCGAGAAAGAUGGCAGCCUCAUCAUUGGCCAAACGUGGUCAGGUGACAUUGGAGACUACACCUGCGAAGUCAAUUCCUCGGGCGGGAAUGAUUCACGCGUGGCCCGAAUGGAAGUAAUAGAGCUGCCCCAUCCGCCACAGAACCUGUUUGCCACUCUGAAUUCUUCCUUCAGCCGCAGCGUCAUCCUCUCCUGGGUGAGACCCUUUGAUGGAAACAGUCCGGUUCUGCAUUACAUCGUCGAAGUCUCUGAGAACAAUUCUCCCUGGAAAGUUCAUCUCUCCAAUAUUGAUCCCUCGUUGACCAGCAUCACUGUGAGCGGGUUAACCCCGGCCCGUACCUACCAGUUUAGAGUCUGCGCGGUGAACCAAGUGGGCAAAGGGCAGUACAGCCUAGAAACCAGCAGAUUGAUGUUGCCGGAAGAACCUCCGAGCGCUGCGCCUAAAAAUAUCGUGGCUAGCGGACGGACCAAUCAGUCCAUCAUGGUCCAGUGGCAACCACCUCCGGAAAGUGAGCAUAACGGUGUUCUCCAUGGCUACAUCAUAAGAUAUCGCUUAGCAGGACUUCCUGGGGAGUAUCAAUACAAGAACAUAACCAGCGCGGAGAUAAACUACUGCUUGAUCAAAGACCUCAUCAUCUGGACCCAGUAUGAAAUCCAGGUGGCAUCUUAUAACGGAGCUGGUCUGGGAGCCUUUAGCAGGGCAGUCACCGAAUACACAUUGCAAGGAGUGCCCACUGCACCCCCUCAGAACGUCCAAGCGGAAGCGGUCAACUCCACCACCAUCCAAUUCUUCUGGAACCCUCCUCCGCAACAGUUCAUCAACGGGAUCAACCAAGGAUACAAGCUCUUGGCGUGGCCAGUUGAUGCCCCAGAUGUUAAGACCGCCGUCACCAUUCCUCCAGAUUUUCAUGGCGUCCACAGAGGAUAUAUAACCAACCUGAAGAAAUUCACGGCUUACUACACCUCGAUCCUUUGCUUCACCACCCCGGGCGAUGGGCCACCCAGUCCACCACAGCUACUACAGACUCACGAAGAUACACCAGGAACGGUGGGACACCUGAGCUUCACAGAGAUUCUGGACACUUCGCUCAAGGUCAGCUGGCAAGAACCCGUUGAGAAAAACGGCAUUAUUACAGGCUAUCAAAUCUCCUGGGAGGUCUACAGCAGGAAUGCAUCUCGUCUGGCUCGGACUCUGGCUAACACAACCCUGGAGUACAAAAUCACAGGCUUGUCAUCUCUCACCACCUACACCAUCGAAGUAGCAGCUCUGACAGCAAAGGGAACCGGCUUGGUCACUUCAUCGACCAUCUCAUCCGGAGUUCCCCCAGAACUUCCCGGUGCACCUUCCAAUUUGGUCAUCUCAAACAUCAGCCCUCGAUCUGCAACUCUUCAGUUCCGGCCUGGAUAUGAUGGCAAGACCUCUGUCUCUAAAUGGAUAGUGGAGGGCCAGGUUGGUGUGAUAGGAGAGGAAGAAGAGUGGAUAACUUUGUGCGAAGUGGAGAAGGAAUCGAAUGCUCAGUUGUUGGAGAUUCCAAACCUCACACCUUACACUCAUUACAGGUUCAGGAUGAAGCAGGAAAACAUUGUUGGCCAAAGCCCAUUCAGCCAGCCAUCCCGGGUCAUUCAGACCCUCCAAGCACCCCCAGAUGUGGCACCAGGGAGCGUGACUGUGCGUACCGCCAGUGAGACGAGCUUAUGGGUUCGCUGGGUGCCUCUGCCUGAUGCACAAUACAAUGGGAACCCCGAGUCCGUGGGUUACAGGAUCAAGUACUGGUGUGUGGACACGCAGUGCCCUGCAUUGGCCAAGGUCAUCAGCGACCGACUGGAGACGGAAGUCACCGUUGAGGAUCUUCAAGAGUGGACCGAGUAUGAAUUGCAGAUCCAAGCCUUCAACGCCAUUGGGUCGGGACCUUGGAGUGAGAUAGUGCGAGGCCGUACACGAGAAUCAGUUCCUUCAGCUUCCCCAGCAAAUGUGUCCGCUGAAGCCGUGAGUUCCACUCAGAUGCUUUUGACGUGGUCAGCCGUGCCCGAACCUGAGCAAAAUGGGCUCAUUCUGGGUUAUAAGAUUUUGUACAAGGCCAGAGAUGUGCAAAGUCAACCAAGCAGCCAAGUGGUCCGAGGGAACCACACCCUUUCGGUCCUGCUCGCUGGCCUGCAGAAGUACGUGGUGUAUGAGAUUCAGGUCCUGGCCUUCACCCGCAUUGGAGACGGGGUUCCCAGCAAUCCGCCAGUCACUGAGCGAACGAAGGACGAUGUCCCUGGUCCCCCGGUGCGGUUGGUAUUUCCCGAAGUGAGGCUGACGUCAGUGCAAAUUAUGUGGCAACCCCCCGAGGAACCGAACGGGAUCAUUCUUGGGUACCAGAUUGCUUACCGUCUGGCAUCCAGCAGCCCCAACAAGUUCACCACGGUGGAAGUCGGCUCUUCCGUUCAACAGUUUGCAGCUACCGAUCUCAUCCCUGAAUCCGCAUAUAUUUUCCGAGCUUCUGCCAAGACCCGCCAAGGUUGGGGUGAGCCCUUGGAAGCGACUGUGAUCACCACGGAAAAGAGAGAACGACCAGCCCCUCCCAAGGAAUUAAAGGUCCCUCAGUCCGAAGUCACAUCCCGGAGUCUCCAUCUGCACUGGGUCCCUGGAAGCGACGGUUCUUCUCCCAUCCGUUACUUUACCAUUCAGUUGAAAGAGCUCCCAAAUGGAGACUGGAAAACCUACUCUUCAUCUGUCAAUCACAAAGCUACCUCCUGCUUGAUUGACAGGUUGAACCCCUUUACCUCUUACAAGCUCCGCCUGAAAGCCACCAACGAUGUCGGAGACAGCAAUUUUGGUGCUGAGACGGAGGCAGUCACUACACUGCAAGAUGUUCCAGAUGAACCACCAAAUUCCGUGUCUGUGACCCCAUACACAACUUCCUCUGUCCUAGUACAGUGGCAGCCUCCAAAGGUAGAGAGUCUCAAUGGUCUUCUUUUGGGAUAUCGUAUUUAUUAUCGGGAGCUGGAACCCGAAAACACUAGACCAGGAACAGAAUCCAAAGCCCUUAAAAACCCAUCAGCUCUGCGAGCCGAAAUUGCAGCCCAAAGCAUCUUCAAGGCAGUGAACAGCAGCUCGGACUUAACAACCUACGAAUUAACAAAACUGAAAAAGUACAAGAGGUACGAAGUGAUCAUGACAGCAUAUAACAUUAUUGGAGAAAGCCCCGCCAGCGCCCCUGUGGAAGUCUACGUUGGAGAAGCAGCUCCCGCAAUGCCUCCCCAGAAUAUCCACAUCAGUGCCGUGUCUGCAAGCCAGCUGGAGAUCACCUGGGACCCCCCUCCCGUGGACAGCCAGAACGGAAAUAUUCAAGGCUACAAGGUUUAUUAUUGGGAGAAAGACGGUCAGAACGACACAGAAAAAGUGAAGGUUCUCUUCCUACCCGAUACAAGCAUCCGGCUCAAAAACCUGACCAGUUUCUCCAAGUACCUGGUCUGUAUUUCCGCUUUUAACGCAGCAGGGGAUGGACCCAAGACAAGCCCUGGGGAAGGAAGGACACUCCAGGCAGCUCCAGGCGUCCCCAGUUUCUUGAUCUUCUCCGAAAUCACAUGCUCGGCACUUAACGUGACUUGGGGAGAGCCAACGGCCGCCAAUGGGAUCCUACAGGGAUAUCGGGUGAUCUAUGAACCUUUGGCUCCAGUUCAAGGGGUGAGCAAAGUGGUAACCGUGGACAUCCAGGGAAAUGGGCAGCGCUGGUUAAAAGUCAGAGAUCUCACCAAAGGAAUGACCUACUUAUUCCGAGUUCAAGCCAGGACCAUUAUCUAUGGACCUGAACUGCAAGCUAACAUCACCGCUGGGCCAGCGGAAGGAUCUCCUGGUUCUCCACAGCACGUGCUGGUCUCAAAAUCCUCCUCUGGACUCACUUUGUACUGGACGGAGGGAGUUUCAGGGGUGAAACCCAUCACUGGCUACGUCAUAGAAAGUCGGCCUUCAGAUGAAGGUGUGUGGGACCUGUUUGUGAAGAACAUCCCACGGAGUGCCACAUCCUACACGGUCAGCCUGGACCAGCUGAAAGAAGGAGUAAGCUAUCAGUUCCGAGUGGUGGCGGUGAAUGAGUUUGGAUAUGGAGAACCCAGUGCAGCUUCUGUAGCCAUCUCAGCUCACACGGAAUCUCCUUUCUACGAAGAGUGGUGGUUCUUGCUCGUGGUGGCCCUCUGCAGCCUCAUUCUCAUCCUGAUGGUCAUCUUUGCGUUGAUCUUACACAACCAGACCAAGAAGUACCGAGACAACAACACAGAGCCAGAGAAGGGUCUACGCCUUCGCUCAUUCUGUCGCCAUUUGUCCCCAGGAAAAAAUGUGUCCGGCGUGGAAGAAUCUGUCACUCUGGAUAAUGGGGGGUUUACAUCACUGGAGCUCAACAGCCGGCAUCUCAAUGUCAAAAAUACUUUCUUGAAGAAGAAUGGGACCAGAUCACCACCUCGCCCGAGCCCUGGAGGCCUACAUUAUUCGGACGAGGACAUCUGCAAUAAGUACAAUGGAGCUGUCUUGGCCGAAAGCAUCGCCCUCACCGAGAAACCCUUGGAUGCUUCAGAGUCGGAAGGGACGGAUUCCGACUAUGAAGAUGAGCUGCCAAAGCAUUCGUUCGUCAACCAUUACAUGAGCGACCCGAGCUACUACAAUUCGUGGAAACGCCAGCAAAAGGGCACAAAGCAUUCGACGCCUUACAGAUACGAGGAACGGGUCGCGAGCGAGGCCGAACCUUACUUCCAGACUGUUAUCACGACGCAGAGUUCAGGAGGGGUCUACACCCCGACAGGACAGCCCACCCCGGGCUCAAGGACUCCAGUGACAGGGUUCUCGUCGUUCGUCUAGCACCCACGGAAAAAGAGCGCCGGCCUCAAAUUCAGCGGCCCGCCACGGUUCGGGUCGACGCCAGCCCAUCCCGACGUGACUCUGGGAGGCACACAGGCAGUGAACUGGGGGUAUAUUUCUCUUUAUCAGGGUAGAAUGGAUGUACAUGUGAAUGUCUUUUGGGGUUUAUUUUUUUUUUCAAGACAAUCAACACUUUAAGACAUGGAGCUGAUGAGUUUGCUUUGAUUUUUUUUUUUUCUUCUCCCCCUUUGAAAAUCCCAUAAAUGAUCAAAACCGGACCAUUUUAACCACUUUGGAAUAUGAUUUAAAAGAAUUUUUUAAAAAUAAAAAUAUGCUUUUUUAA
Molecule: messenger RNA, 7733 nt
Organism: Pantherophis guttatus
Lineage: Eukaryota; Metazoa; Chordata; Lepidosauria; Squamata; Colubridae
Gene: SDK1
Product: sidekick cell adhesion molecule 1
Biological process (GO): cell-cell adhesion
Molecular function (GO): protein binding
Source: RefSeq, a predicted model, not a curated record